ACAUUCAUGGUAGAUUUGUUUGGCUACAAUCUGAGCGAUGUUUGUUUGAGUUAUGGUUGCGUAUGUCUAUCUCGGCUUUGAAGAAUGUUUACAUUUUUGCGCCCUUUAAAUCAGAAUGUACAAUUUAUUGAUAGAAGACAUAAUAAUCUUAAAGAAGUUCCCGAUGAUGUAUUGGCAUGCAAAACUGUGGAAGAACUAUUAUUGGAUUCUAAUCACAUAAGAAUUGUACCGAAGGGAAUUUUUCGUUUGCCUAAAAUAAGAAAGCUGAGCUUGAGUGAAAAUGAAAUUUUUCGUCUUCAGCCUGAAGUGGGGAAUUUAAGUACUCUUAUGGAAUUGGAUAUUUCCAAAAAUGACAUUUAUGACAUUCCAGAGAGCAUCAAGAAUUUAAAGCAGUUACAAAUUGCCGAUUUUAGCUCAAACCCUUUAAAAAGAAUUCCAUUUAGCAUUGUAUACCUUCAGAAUCUUACAGACUUGCGACUGAGUGAUGUGAACUUAACCGAGCUUCCGUCAGAUUUUGGCAGGCUUGUAAAUUUGAAAACCCUUGAACUGCGGGACAACAUGUUGAAAGAUUUACCAUCAUCAUUUGUUUCAUUAAAAAACUUAGAAUGUAUUGAUCUUGGAAGCAAUAUGUUUGAGGAAAUGCCAUCGUGUUUAUGUCAGUUAGUGAAGCUGCAGGAGUUGUGGUUGGAUUCUAAUGAAAUAUCAACUCUUUUAAGUGACAUCAAGAAAUUAAAGAGUUUGAAGUGUUUGGAUAUUUCAGAAAAUGAUUUAGAAUUUCUUCCUGAGGAAAUAUCUGGCUUAGAAAACUUAACCGAUUUUUAUGUUUCUCAGAAUUAUCUGCAACUUUUGCCGAACGGAAUAGGUAAUCUUCAAGAGCUUACAGUUUUUAAGGUUGAUAGCAACAGACUAUUAUCUUUGCCAGUGAGCCUGGGGAAGUGCAGUAAAUUACAGGAAUUAGUGCUUAAAGAAAAUGAAAUAUCAACUUUUCCAACUUCAAUUGGUGACUUAAAAAAUCUUAGAACACUUAUUGCAGAUUGUAAUAAAUUAAGUAGUCUUCCUUUAGAAAUAUGUAAUCUAUCACGACUCACUUUACUUUCACUUAGAGACAACUGUUUAUAUUACAUUCCAGAAGAUAUUGGUUUGAUGAAGGAGCUACAAGUCCUUGACUUAUGUGGAAACAGGGUUCAGUACUUGCCAGUUAGUGUUAUGUUCCUCAAGCUUAAAGCACUUUGGUUGUCUGAAAAUCAACAUCAACCUCUUCUGAAAUUUCAACGAGAUUUUGACUGGAAAGCCAAUCGGGACAUAAUAACAUGCUAUAUGCUUCCUCAGCAAGAUUAUACUGUUGAUUAUUCAGUUACAUGUGCAGAUUCCCAAGACAAAGUCUUCAGUAAUCAUCAGCGAGUUGAAUUUGAAGUUGAAAGUGAAGAUGAGCUAGAUAAGAAUAUUGAGCUUGUUCGUCAUACUACUCCAUAUCCUAAGGACUUGAAAUCUAAAGCUAUUAAGCUGCUGCCAGCUAAAAAUAGGACUCAGAAAAAUGAAGAUAUGGAAAAGCAUAAAGAUUUAAGUCCGUCCCCUGUUAUUGACUCUGGUAUGUGUAGUGUUGCAUCAAAUCCAGUCCAUGUAUCAACAGACCAAAAUGAUGAAAGCAACGAUAUUAUUACACCUUAUCAAAAUGGCGUUUCUUCAGCUGAACCUGUGUCUGAGAUCAGUUCUGCUGUUACUGAAGGGAAGUGUCAUGAGCAAGUGCAUGAAUUCAUAAGAGAAAACUGUUUGUCCAACAGCAAAACAAGUGUUUCGUUUGAAUCGGAAUGUCUUUCAGAUUAUCAGAAACAAUUUGGUAAUCAUAAAAUUCCUUUUGACAUUUAUGAUGUGUAUGUUCAGCGCGAGCCAAGUGGCUUAGGUUUGAGUAUAGCUGGUGGAAAGGGGUCACCUCCAUAUAAAGAUGAUGAUGAAGGGAUAUUUAUAUCUAAAAUUACUGAAGGAGGCCCUUCGGAUAAAGCUGGCUUGAAAGUAGAUGAUAAAAUUCUGAAAGUUAAUGAUGUUCCAUUGACUGACAUAGAUCAUUAUAGUGCUGUGCAAGUUUUGAGAAAUGCUGGGAACACCAUUAAAUUCCAAAUCCUAAGAGAAAGAGAUAUUCAUUUUGAAAAACCAGAUUCAUUAACAAGUUCAACUACCAUGGCCAAUAGUCAACAAGCAUCUCAUGUUCAUGUACAGAAUAAAAUGGGUAAUUCAUCAAUGCCAAAUGCAUAUGAAAGCCAUUCUUCUAAUCCAGAUGUUCCAAAUAAUAAUCUUUGUACUGCUGUCAGUUGUAUUCCACUGAAUGAUGUUACAAAGAAGCUUUGCAAUAAAUCAUAUUCUUUGGGUUCAAGGCAAUUACCUGUUUUACCUUCAGAUGAGUGUGUCCAGCUUAAUCAUAAACAUCCUACAUUUGAGCCUGAAAUGACAUCUACACCCAUGAGCCUAUCACGUGCAUCAUUUAAAAGUUUCCCAGAUGUUGUGCAACCAGCAACACUAAAUUCACUCAUUCAGACUGCCUGUCAUGAUACUACAGAUAAAUAUGAAGGUCCGGUUGUAAAAGUGACAAUUCAGAAGCCUAGGCCAUAUGUGCCAUUGACAGCUGAACUUCCACCUCCCACUAAAGCUGUUGGACACACUUCAGAAGUGCUGACAAAGUCAUCAUAUAGUGAAACAACAUUGACAAGAAUAACCAAUAAUAGCCAUUCUACAAAAGCACCUAUUAUAGAAGAAGUAAAGCUGACCAGAAUGAAUGGACCUUUUGGUCUGAGUAUUAUGGGAGGUUGUGAUCAAUCAUGCUUCCCAUUCGGCGAUGGGAAUCCCGGUAUUUUUGUGUCUAGGAUUGUGCCUAAUGGAACUGCUGCUAGAACUGGAAAGCUAAGAGUAGGGGAUCGCAUACUUAAAGUUAAUGAUACAGAUUUAACUAAAGCCACUCAUAUUGAAGCUGUUAAUGCAUUAUGUUCAUCUGUCGAAGAAGUAACACUUGUUGUUCAGCAUGAUCCUUUGCCAAAUGGAUGGCAGGAAAUCACUUUCAGUAAAUCUGAAAAUGAACCCGUAGGUGCUGAGCUAAGAGGUGGUGUUGGUAGUUGUGGUGCUAAUCCCUUUGAUUAUGAUGAUGAAGGAAUCUUUGUCACAAAGAUAUUGCCUAACUCUCCAGCCCAUAAAGAUGGAAGACUGAAAGUGGGAAUGAGAGUUAUUGAGGUUUGUAGCAUUUCUGUUUUGGGAGCUAAUAUUGAAGAAGCUAAUCAAGCACUUAACUCUCAUAAAAGCACAGUCUCUUUUACUGUAUGCAAUGGUUUCAACUGCAGCUUACUUUUGAAUACUUCCUACAGUUGUCUUCCUGGGUCAAGCUCUGUUACUAUUGAUUCUAUUCCAUGCAUUGAUAGUGACGAUGAUUCCUGUGAUGUUCUUUCUCCAUCCAACCGAAAUAUCAUAUUAGCAGAAGAUAAAUCUGUUGACGAAAAAGUUUUAGAUGUUGUUCGUGCAGCUGAGCGUUUAGUAUCUCCUUCACCUCAAGUUUUUAUAAGCCCACCAUCAGCUCUGAAAAAAAAGAAAACCACUACCAUAGUAUUAUCAAAGCAUAUCAUUCAUCCAGCCACUACAGAUCAGAACCAUCACUCGAAACCAGUAUAUCUUCCUUGUGAAGUAUGAGCUGAGUUAUUUAUUUUUCAACCUACAAAAAUGCCCUGUGGUGGUGCAUAAAAUAGUUCUGUGAAUGUUAAUGUUAUUGGAUACUGUACAAUACAAGAUGAUAAUUGUUGACAACAUUCCAUAUUCUAUUCCAUUAUGAGUGAAAUAUUUAUUUAUUUAUGUCAUAAACAUUUCUAUAUAUUGCAAUGUUUUAAAUUAUCCAUAAAGAAAGAUUUGCUAGUAUGUGCAAUGAUUUUUUAUAUGAAAAUCUGUAAAUACGAAAUAGUUUUAUUUGUUAAUAUAUGAAAUGUCAUGGAAAAUUUAACUUGUUUAUAACACUUUUAAGUAAAGUGACAUACUGUGAUGUCAUAUAAAUUGUUGCAUUUAUGUGUGUGAAAACUAAUGGGGAUAAUGUGUCCAUAAUCAUUGUGCUGUUAAAUAAUUUGUAACUUAAAAGUGAAUCACUUUUUUGUUUGUUUAUCAGAUUCUUGAUGUUUAUAUUGAUUUGAAGUAUAAUUCUUUUCAAUGCAUUGUAAAUCUUGUAAAUCAUUCAGACUUAUACCAUAAAUUAUUAAUCUGACAUUUUCCUGAAAUGGUGAAAAGAUAAACUGGUUUUAGAAGACCUUUUUUAACAAGAAAACAUUAUGACCUGUGAUUUUUUAAAUUUUGUGUUCUUGUUAAUUUUGUAAUUUGUUGGCUAUAGAGAGCUGCAGCUUGUUCCAAACCAUUUUUUUAUUAUUAUUUUAAAGUGCUUUGUUUUAUGGCUAUUUGUUUUAUGACUAUUGUUAUUUGUUAAUCAAAAUGCUGACUUGGAGCAUUUACUGCUAUUAAAUAUCUGUAAAUUUUAUUUAAAAUUUUGCAUUUGUUAAAUACGUAUAAUUUGUUUCCAGACAAUAUGAUCAUGUAAGUGAUUUUUGGAAAAUUAAUUAUAAAUGAUAUUUUACUUCUCAGCUGCAUCAUUAUUUAAUAUUUAUAUUUUUAAAAAUGUUGUUUUUAACAUCAGCUUAUUGUUUGUGUAUUUUUGUGACAGAGGUAGUUUAUAAACAUUAAAAAAAAAAAAUAAAUUCCAACAUACUUGUACACUUUUAGCACAUUUCAGUUUUGAUACAGAUAUUUUUAGUUCUCUGUUGGUUACUGCAGUGUGCCACAGUAUUUAAAUGAUAACUAUUAAUAAAUAAAAUUGUGCAAUUA
Stegodyphus dumicola is the source of this 4836-nucleotide messenger RNA. RefSeq names its product protein scribble homolog. Gene Ontology annotation, biological process: establishment or maintenance of epithelial cell apical/basal polarity; neurotransmitter receptor transport, endosome to postsynaptic membrane; neurotransmitter receptor transport postsynaptic membrane to endosome. Gene Ontology annotation, cellular component: postsynaptic density; postsynaptic membrane; adherens junction. Lineage: Eukaryota; Metazoa; Arthropoda; Arachnida; Araneae; Eresidae. The record is from RefSeq and is a predicted model, not a curated record. Gene Ontology annotation, molecular function: protein kinase binding.